Apis dorsata (giant honeybee) is the source of this 1878-nucleotide messenger RNA. It is a transcript of the gene Arp3, whose product is annotated as actin-related protein 3. Bases 238 to 1491 code for a protein of 417 amino acids. Lineage: Eukaryota; Metazoa; Arthropoda; Insecta; Hymenoptera; Apidae. The record is from RefSeq and is a predicted model, not a curated record. The transcript is spliced from 6 exons. Gene Ontology annotation, molecular function: actin filament binding. Gene Ontology annotation, cellular component: actin cortical patch; Arp2/3 protein complex. Gene Ontology annotation, biological process: Arp2/3 complex-mediated actin nucleation.
AUUUUACGUUGCGGAACCACAAAACUCUGAUGAUACACAAUACCUAUGAGUUUCUAUUUUUGACAAUCAUGAAAAAUUUCGUUCAAUGGAUAUGCUGCUUAAAGUGCGCUUCUGCUUUAUCUUCAAAGCGAGGUGUGGUUAAUUGAAACGGAUGAGCGUUAAAUUUGAGCUGUGAUUAAGAUAUAUUUCUUUUAAAUAAAGAUAAAAGCAAAAACUAAUAAGAAUAAAAAAUACACGAUGCUUGGUCGUCUUCCUGCAUGUGUGAUCGACGUGGGUACGGGAUAUACAAAGCUAGGCUUUGCAGGCAAUAAAGAACCUCAACUUAUAAUUCCAUCUGCAAUUGCUAUUAAAGAAACAGCAAAAGUUGGAGAUAAUAAUGCUAGAAGAGUUACUAAAGGAGUUGAAGAUUUGGAUGCUUAUAUUGGAGAUGAAGCUUUUGAAGCUACUGGCUAUUCUGUAAAAUAUCCAGUUAGACAUGGAUUAGUAGAAGACUGGGAUUUAAUGGAAAAAUUCCUGCAGCAAUGUAUUUUUAAAUAUCUUAGAGCAGAACCUGAAGAUCAUUAUUUUUUACUUACGGAACCACCAUUAAACACUCCUGAAAAUCGUGAAUAUACUGCAGAAAUAAUGUUCGAGUCAUUUAAUGUACCAGGUCUUUAUAUUGCUGUACAAGCAGUAUUAGCAUUAGCUGCUUCUUGGACAGCUAAAACAAUAGAGGAUAGAACAUUGACAGGUGUGGUUGUUGAUAGUGGAGAUGGAGUUACACAUGUAAUACCAGUGGCAGAAGGUUUUGUUAUAGGAAGUUGUAUAAAACAUAUUCCUAUUGCUGGUCGCGAUAUUACAUAUUUUAUUCAAAGUUUAUUACGAGAACGUGAAAUUGGAAUACCACCUGAACAAUCAUUAGAAACAGCUAAAGCAAUAAAAGAAAAAUAUUGUUACAUAUGUCCUGAUAUUUCAAAAGAAUUUGCUAAGUAUGAUAGUGAUCCUACUAAAAUAAAAAAAUAUGAAGGUGUGAACAGUAUUACAAAACAACCAUUUGUAGUGGAUGUUGGAUAUGAAAGGUUUCUAGGACCAGAAAUAUUCUUCCAUCCUGAAUUUUCUAAUCCAGAUUUCACGACACCAUUAAGUGAAAUUGUAGAUGAUGUAAUUCAAAAUUGUCCAAUAGAUGUUAGAAGACCAUUAUAUAGCAAUAUUGUAUUAUCAGGUGGUUCUACAAUGUUCAAAGAUUUUGGUAGACGAUUGCAACGUGAUAUAAAACGAAUUGUUGAUGCACGACUCAAACUUAGUGAAACAUUAAGUGGAAGUCUUAUUACGCCAAAACCUAUAGAUGUCCAUGUUAUAUCACACCACAAACAACGUUGGGCAGUAUGGUAUGGUGGUGCUUUAUUGGCUAGUGAUCCAGAAUUUUAUACAGUCUGUCAUACUAAAAAAGCUUAUCAAGAAUAUGGUCCCGGAAUUUGUCGCUAUAAUCCCGUAUUUCACAGUAUGGUGUAAAAUAAAUAAGAAUACAAAUGACGUUAUUAUGGACCAAUGGUCUCUGAAUUUUAAAUAUUUUGUUAAUAAGUUGAUCGAUUUCUACUUUUUUCAUCUUUGAUGAUAUAUUUUCUUAUAUAGUAUUUCUAUCGUAAUUAUUAUUACUAAUUGUAAUAAAAUUAUUGAAAUACGCCAAUAUCACACUAGUAAACGCACACAAAAAAGAAGUUUUAUGCUCAUCAAUUAUUAUAUUGAUAUAUGCCAAUAUUCAUAUGUCAUAAAAAUACAGAAAAUUAUUUAAAAAAAUAAAGGUCACACUGCAUUAGAAGCAAUGAUUAAGAAUAGUCGAUAAAAUUAUAAUACAAAAUGAUUGUAUAGAUCUGUAUAUAAAAUAAGUCUAUUUGAAAA